AUUCCUUCGUGUCUUACUCAUUGGUAGGAAGAUGUUUGGUCCAAAUCAGACGUUGGGUACUAUAUUCAUUGAAUAUUAUCUGAAUUCUAUAAAUUAAAAUGGUCAAUUUGAGUGCAAUCAAUUAGCAUAAUUUCUCAGAGAUCAAAUUAUAUUUAAACAAAAUCAUGCUUCAGGAAUGCUAAUCCUAACUACAGAAAUUAUUUCCGAACAAUCUGAGAUUGCGGGGGUCGAAAUCCUCUUUUUUGUGUUUUUUGAGGUGGAACAACCCGUAGAUUAUUGAAUAUAAGGAUAAGGAUUUUUUGUUGGGCGAUCCACUUUCAAAUGCUUAUCAAUUAAUGGGCCAUUGGCUCCAGCACAUGACAGGCUGGGUUCGAUUUGUCCCUGGGAAAUUCCAUGAUGGCCGCUUCUCCUUCAUCCUGCGACCAUCAAGAGGACUGGGGCGAAGAGAUGAUGGAGUUGAACAAGGAUUUAGAGAGAAUGAUUGAAGACGUGGAAAAUAUAUCAGUACAGCUGACGUGGAUGGCCUAUGACAUGGUGGUGCAGCGAACCAGUCCUGAUCUGGGGGACUCCAUUCGUCGGCUGGAGGAAGAGUUUCUCCGCUGCAGGGCUGUCAUCUGUGGCUCCCCUGGGGAACAGGAGCCGAACCAGGGGCAGGGAAAGGACCAGGGGAUGGGAUAGGAACCCGGGACAGGGGCAGGGAAAUGACCAGGGGAUGGGAUAGGAACCGGGACAGGGGCUGAACCAGGGGCAGGGAAAUGACCAGGGGAUGGGAUAGGAACUGGGACAGGGGCAGGGAAAGGACCAGAGGAUGGGAUAAGAACUGGGACAGGGGCAGGAAAAGGACCAGGGGAUGGGAUAGGAACUGGGACAGGAGCUGAACCAGGGGCAGGAAAAGGACCAGGGGAGGGGAUGGGAUAGGAACUGGGACAGGGGCUGAACCAGGGGCAGGAAAAGGACUAGGGGAUGGGAUAGGAACUGGGACAGGGGCUGAACCAGGGGCAGGAAAAGGACCAGGGGAUGGGAUAGGAACUGGGACAGGGGCAGGGAAAGGACCAGGGGAUGGGAUAGGAACUGGGACAGGGGCAGGGAAAAGACCAGGGGAUGGGAUAGGAACUAGGACAGGGGCAGGGAUAGGAACUAGGACAGGGGCAGGGAUAGGAACUGGGACAGGGGCAGGGAUAGGAACUGGGACAGGGGCUGGGAUAGGAACUGGGACAGGGGCUGGGAUAGGAACUGGGACAGGGGCUGAACCAAGUUAUGUGGAUGAAGUGUCCUAGACCUGUACAUACCACCCCCAUCCCACUGACAGAUGUGAUUGGCAAUGAUUCACCAGGAUUAUCUGAUGUUCUGAAAUGGACCUGAAUCCAAAGAUAGUAGCCUGCGUCCUAUCCUGUAUGCUUGUCUACAAUGUUGUUGCAGUUAUAUGUAGACUAGUCUCAUCUCUAGCAGCAACCACUGCCCCACAAUGCAUGCUGUCUAAGCUGAGCAGCAGGCUGUUGUAUGGUGCUGUUGUAUGUAGGUUAUUGUUUUGUGUUAUGUACCUUUGGACAGGGUGUUCAAUUAGCUUUAGUGUUGUGUUCUGAAUUUGUGGUUUGGUCAAGUAAUAAGAUAAACUUGAAUAGCGAA
This is a messenger RNA of Oncorhynchus tshawytscha (Chinook salmon), 1626 nucleotides long. RefSeq names its product synaptonemal complex central element protein 3. Gene Ontology annotation, biological process: reciprocal meiotic recombination; synaptonemal complex assembly; spermatogenesis. The transcript is spliced from 3 exons. Bases 394 to 678 code for a protein of 94 amino acids. NCBI's taxonomy places the organism in Eukaryota, Metazoa, Chordata, Actinopteri, Salmoniformes, Salmonidae. The record is from RefSeq and is a predicted model, not a curated record.